UAUCACGAGAGAAGAGGCUGUAGUCUUACGAUAAGUACUAGCGCCGACUUUGCUAGUAUUUCGAAUUGUUUGCUCGUCGUUGUGUUAAUAAAUAUAUCUAUAAAUAGAUACGACAAGUACGGAUGGACCCUUCUAGGCCGAGCGCAAGAUUCCCUGACGAACGAAGGACAAGAAUACUUUAGACGUAGAGGUCUUCUAUGCGAUCUACCGUCAUCACUAGGUCUAUUCGAGUCUGCUAUUACCGGAACUCGCCCUAGUGUCUUGCUUCCACAAAAUACCUAUCUACCCGAUAAUUCCUCCCUUAGUAAACGCAAACGAACCUACACGUUUAAAAGUGACCUUCCGAAGUAUAUUUUAUUGAAAGAUCUUCCGGACUUAGUCUGCUAUCGUGAUAUUGAACUUUUCUAUCUAAAAGAUCCUUAA
Penicillium macrosclerotiorum is the source of this 423-nucleotide messenger RNA. RefSeq lists its product as uncharacterized. The record is from RefSeq and is a predicted model, not a curated record. Lineage: Eukaryota; Fungi; Ascomycota; Eurotiomycetes; Eurotiales; Aspergillaceae. The annotation marks the transcript as partial. The transcript is spliced from 3 exons.